Molecule: messenger RNA, 643 nt
Organism: Prunus avium (sweet cherry)
Lineage: Eukaryota; Viridiplantae; Streptophyta; Magnoliopsida; Rosales; Rosaceae
Source: RefSeq, a predicted model, not a curated record
GUCGUCUUCCUCGCAGAGUCGCAGCCAAUUUGCAGACUCGCAAAAUUUCUUCCGGUUCAGAAGCGUCCAGAUCUGGCGCGCCUUGCUCCUCUUCGCUCCGCCUGACCACGCCUCCUCACGCCUUCCCCGCGCUAAACGUGCAACUCGCGAAACAGCCGACAGCCUCGGGCGAUUUCAUGCCUGCUCGCUCCGACGCGGUCGCCGACGCUCGCGAAGGCAUGCCUUUGAAAACACUGGGUGGAGAAAUAGAAAAAAUUUAGAAUAAGCUCUGAGAUAAAGGCUGAAAAUGAGUGCUGAAGCUUUGCAAGUUGCUAAGGUGUACCGCCACCUUCUCAGAGCUGUAAAGAAACACGUUGCCAAAGAAGACAGGGCGAGGCAUUUCAAAGAAUACGUAACUGAAGAAUUCAGGAACAACUGCAAACUGUCAGAUCCAUCUUCCAUUCAGCAGAAGAUUAAGCUUGCCCAUAACUACACUUUUCUUCUUAACAGUGUGCACCAUCACCAGGACCUAUUGUUCUCUUACAACAUUGCUGUGGAUAGAUCAGAUGAGAUGAAAAAAGUACUUGGAAAAUCUGCUGCAAGUGUUGGUCUUCAACUUCCUGAGGUUUAUCAGCCUUGAUAUUUGGUUGGGUAUAAUCUGCUA